AUGUCGCUAGCACGUAAAUUCCACAAGCGCGCUCGCGUUGCCGCGGACAAUCCCGUGCCCUCUGUUGAGAAAGAGAAGGGAUAUCCCGAAGUCCACUACCCACCAAUAAACCCCGGCGACUACAACAACAAUGAAUUCUAUUAUGAAAACCAACCCUCGCCCACACCGCCCCUGAAAGUCCCAUCCUACGUCCCCGACCAGCCCGUCAACCACGUCCCGGACUUCUCCGACUCCGACGAGGAGGCCGAGUUCAUCGGGAAAGUUGAGGCGUACUACCAGAAGAUGGAGGCGGAGAAGGGAAAAACAGGGCCGGCGCGGCUGACUGCACCCAAGCGGAAAAUCACUGAAGUCCUCUCUGACGACGAUGUCUCCGACGACGACAAGGUAGACGUCAAGGGAGAGGAAGAAGAGCAAGAAGGCGGAGAGGAGGUCGAAGAAGACGAAGAAGAAGAAGAAGCAGUGCCGAUCGCGCGGUCCGAGAUGAUAAACAACUUGGUAGACCUCCUGGAGAUGACUGGGGUCACGCUAAACUUCGUCAUCAAGUUACGAGGAGUUGAUAUUGACCCGACGGACCUAGAGAAGGUUAGGGAGGCGCUUGACGACUACCUCGAGGACGAAAACAAAUCGUUCGAAACGCCUACCGAGGACGCACCUGAGAACGCGGCGGCUAUGAUCGAGCGGCUGUUCGAUAUGCCGCUCCGCGAGUUCCUGCCCCUAGCAUACGAUAUUGCCCAGUUCAGGGAUGACUUGGAAGCGCAGGGAAUUUCUCUGAAUCAAGGUUAA
Messenger RNA from Daldinia loculata, 783 nucleotides. RefSeq lists its product as uncharacterized. NCBI's taxonomy places the organism in Eukaryota, Fungi, Ascomycota, Sordariomycetes, Xylariales, Hypoxylaceae. The record is from RefSeq and is a predicted model, not a curated record. The transcript has a single exon. Bases 1 to 783 code for a protein of 260 amino acids.